AUGAGUGGAAAGAAGAAGGACGAUAGAUGGAUCGUUGAGUCUUGGGAGGCCGAUGAGGUUUUCGGCUUGCAAGACAUGGCAAGAGAAGAAAUCUACGAAAUCCCAUCAGAAGUAUCCCACAAAGGAGAAUCUACGACGAAACGGAACAGUCAACUUGAAAAAGAAGAAAUUUAUGACAACCCAAUUACGAAAGAUUUAAAGGACGAUGUAAUGGAAGAGGAUGAAGCGUUUGAGAGUAGUGGUCCUGAAGACGCAAACGAGCCGACAAUGGACUUCUUCAGAAGAAGGGGAACAGCGGGAAUGGAAGGGGCCAGAGCGGGCUGUCUACAAGUGGGCAAACGCUGGGCAGAAGCUCUCCUAAAGCUGGGCAGCGAUGAGGAUGAAGAAGAAGAAAGAGCGCCACUGUCAGAGGAAGAGAAGAAGAAGCAGGAAGAAGAAGAACUGAAGAAGAAAAUGGAAGAAGAAGACCAACCAGAUUUGGAGAAUGGCCUUUGCGCCUUCAUGAGACUCAUGGACCGAGUUGUCCGGAUUCCAGCCAGUCAGCUCGUAACCUAUUCUCCAGAAGCACAAGAGUUUUUGAAGCUCGGAGAUUUUCUCUUCGACUCUGUUGAGUUCAACAACGUGACACUUUCAAAGGAGGCGGUCACUUUGGCGACGACCUUUAUGCACAAGGUCCAACUCUACGAGUUGUCCCAACGGGAAGUGUUCGUCAAAUCCCGGACAAUCUGGUACCCCAUUUCGUCUGAGCACAUCGGCGCACUGAUCUACAUGCUCUCCCGAAUCAAAUGCCCGCGGAUAACCCCCGACUGCUUUGAGGAGGCGGAGCAACUCAUUCGGAAAUACUGCAGUGAUGCUCAUUGGGAACCUGUCUGGUCAUCCAUAAAAGAGCGGAACAUCAAUCAGCAGUACCGAAUUGAAUACACCGGAAGGCUACCGUUGUUCGAAGUAGCGGACUUUUUCGCAGAGGAUCAUUACAAUGACGAUAGUUUUUACUGGAACACCCAUUACCGUCAAGAUACCAAGAUGUCAAAAAGAGCUAACAUAGCUGCUGCAUCAGAAAUCGAUAGCAACAAAAGAAGCCGCCAGAAUCAAAUUGGAGAAGGAAAUCAGGGAUCUUUCCGAGAAGUCAAUGUGAGUUUACCAUAUUUUUCAUGGGCCAGACCGGGUCAAAAUGAAUAA
This is a messenger RNA of Caenorhabditis briggsae, 1179 nucleotides long. The record is from RefSeq and is a predicted model, not a curated record. The coding region runs from base 1 to 1179 and encodes 392 amino acids. The transcript is spliced from 7 exons. NCBI's taxonomy places the organism in Eukaryota, Metazoa, Nematoda, Chromadorea, Rhabditida, Rhabditidae.